Messenger RNA from Fraxinus pennsylvanica, 1302 nucleotides. The record is from the annotation of a GenBank genome assembly. Lineage: Eukaryota; Viridiplantae; Streptophyta; Magnoliopsida; Lamiales; Oleaceae.
AUGGAACCAAAAUCGACGAUUGUUGUGUUGACGGUGCUUUUAGUAGUAGGCACGGGAGCAGAAUAUGUUAGACCUCCGCCUCGUAAAACGCUGCACUUCCCAUGGAGCACUAAGGCUUCUUCUCAUCCUCAACAGGUUCACAUCUCGUUGGCUGGAGAUAAACAUAUGCGGAUCACGUGGAUCACUAGUGAUAAAUCUUCUCCUUCAAUUGUUGAAUAUGGAACUUCACGGAGAAGCUACAACAAUAUAGCUGAAGGAGAGAGUACUAGUUAUAGUUACUUUCUGUAUAAGUCGGGAAAGAUACACCAUACUGUCAUUGGGCCACUUGAAGAUGAUACUGUGUAUUUCUAUCGAUGUGGGGGAAAUGGUCAGGAGUUCCAGUUUAAAACCCCGCCAUCUCAGUUUCCGGUUACAUUUGCAGUGGCUGGCGACUUGGGUCAGACUGGAUGGACUAAAUCGACUAUAGACCAUAUAGAGCAGUGCAAAUAUGAUGUUUACGUGCUUCCUGGAGACCUCUCGUAUGCUGAUUACAUGCAGCAUAGGUGGGACACGUUUGGGGAGCUAGUGCAGCCACUUGCUAGUUCAAGACCCUGGAUGGUGACGCAAGGGAACCACGAGAAGGAGGAGAUACCAAUCUUAAAGAAGGGGUUCGUAUCCUAUAAUUCGAGAUGGAAGAUGCCAUUUGACGAGAGUGGGUCCAGUUCAAAUCUUUAUUAUUCAUUCGAAGUUGCAGGAGUUCAUGUUAUCAUGCUUGGUUCGUAUACAGAUUAUGAUGAGUACUCUGGUCAAUAUAGUUGGCUGAAGGCCGAUCUUUCAAAGGUGGAUCGUGAGAGGACACCCUGGCUCCUAGCAGUAUUCCACGUGCCAUGGUAUAAUAGCAAUUAUGCUCAUCAAGGUGAAGGUGAUGACAUGAUGGCAUCCAUGGAACCGUUGCUUUAUGCGGCUGGUGUGGACGUUGUGUUUGCUGGCCAUGUGCAUGCUUAUGAGCGCUCGAGACGUGUUUAUAAUGGUAAAUCAGAUGCUUGCGGACCCAUCCACAUAACAAUUGGUGACGGUGGAAACCGAGAAGGUUUAGCACACAAGUACUUGAAACCCCAUCCUGAAUGGUCGGUCUUCCGUGAAGCAAGCUUUGGUCAUGGCGAGUUCAGGAUAAUGAACUCGACUCAUGCAUUUUGGAGCUGGCAUAGGAAUGAUGAUGAUGAAUCGGUGAGGUCUGACCAGGUCUGGAUAACCUCUUUGGUUGGUUCAGGUUGUCUUUCUGAAAGAAGUCGGGAACUAAGAAACAUACUCAUGGAACCUUAA